Lutra lutra (Eurasian river otter) is the source of this 812-nucleotide messenger RNA. It is a transcript of the gene KCNE2, whose product is annotated as potassium voltage-gated channel subfamily E regulatory subunit 2. Gene Ontology annotation, cellular component: membrane. The record is from RefSeq and is a predicted model, not a curated record. Gene Ontology annotation, molecular function: voltage-gated potassium channel activity involved in ventricular cardiac muscle cell action potential repolarization; potassium channel regulator activity; transmembrane transporter binding. The coding region runs from base 55 to 426 and encodes 123 amino acids. NCBI's taxonomy places the organism in Eukaryota, Metazoa, Chordata, Mammalia, Carnivora, Mustelidae. Gene Ontology annotation, biological process: regulation of heart rate by cardiac conduction; regulation of ventricular cardiac muscle cell membrane repolarization; potassium ion export across plasma membrane. The transcript has a single exon.
UGUUCUCCACCUUGCUCAUCUAUUUUAUCAUUCAAAUUGCAGCAGGAGGGAGCUAUGCCUACUUUAUCCAACCUGACGCAGACCCUGGAAGAUGUCUUCAAAAGGGUUUUUAUUACUUAUAUGGACAACUGGCGCAGGAACACAACAGCUGAGCAAGAGGCCCUACAAGCCAAACUCGAUGCUGAGAACUUCUACUAUGUCAUCCUGUACCUCAUGGUGAUGAUCGGAAUGUUCUCGUUCAUCGUCGUAGCGAUCCUGGUGAGCACCGUGAAAUCCAAGCGGCGGGAGCACUCCAACGACCCCUACCACCAGUACAUCGUGGAAGACUGGCAAGAGAAGUACAAGAAUCAAAUCUUGAAUCUAGAAGAAUCAAAGACCACCUUCCACGAGAACGUGGGUGCAGCAGGGUUCAAAAUGGGACCUUGAGAAACAGAAUAGGCACAAAGCCAACAUCUAAUAUCCGGGUCAGAAGAGAUGCCCUGUCGUGGAGCAAACCCAAGUUGUCAUUGGUUAGGAGACACUCAGUUCCUUGCUUGCUGUGGAGAACUUUCACGGAGAUCAUGUGGCCGCUCAACCAAGAUAGAUGACAUUUUAUUCUCGGUGAUUUAUACUUGCUCAUCGGAGCCAUAUUUUAUGUGGAAGACCUCUUUUAAGUUCUGGGCAAUGUUAAUGGCAUUUUAAUUAAUGUCCACCGUGACAAAUGUUGUCAAGUUAGUGAAAAUAAAGUCAAAUUUGAAGUGAAGGACCUGUGUGACAGCAGUGCUGAUGGGGGGGGACUAAUAAAUCACAAACCUUCUUUCUUACAAAACACG